Messenger RNA from Pseudopipra pipra, 1221 nucleotides. RefSeq names its product transmembrane O-methyltransferase (gene TOMT). Bases 268 to 1047 code for a protein of 259 amino acids. The transcript is spliced from 3 exons. Gene Ontology annotation, molecular function: catechol O-methyltransferase activity. The record is from RefSeq and is a predicted model, not a curated record. Lineage: Eukaryota; Metazoa; Chordata; Aves; Passeriformes; Pipridae. Gene Ontology annotation, biological process: dopamine metabolic process; catecholamine catabolic process; developmental process.
CCAACCCUGCCCACAACAUCAGUCCUGCAGACUCCAAUAUUGGGACCCCAGCACCCCUCAGACCUGGCACAGGGACCCCCGCAGCAUCCCAGGGUGCCUCAGCCCCGCAGGCCCAGCAGCACCAGAGCCCAGGCAGAGACAUUUGCAGGGUGUGCAGUGCGCAGCCAACUCGUGGCACGAGUGGGAGCUGUGGGGCUGCACCCUGGGAGGACCCCCACUCCCAUAUCCCCCGGGUGGGGGCUCUUUCCCCAGCCUCGCUCCCCUGUGAUGGUGUCUCCCGCGAUCGCACUGGCCUUCCUCCCCUUCCUCGUCACCCUGCUGAUCCGGUACCGGCACUACCUGGUGCUGCUGUACCGGGCCGUGCUGGUGGCCUGGCUGCGGGACCGGCUCACCGGCACCACGCGGGAGCAGCGCGCCUUCCAGUACCUGCUGGCCCACGCCAUCCCCGGGGACCCCCACCACAUCCUGCAGACCUUCGACCAGUGGUGCUACCACUGCGAGCACCUCAGCUGUGUGGGGCCCGCCAAAGGGCGGAUCGUGGAGCGGCUGCUGCUGGAGCGGGCACCGCUGCGGGUGCUGGAGCUGGGCACCUACUGCGGGUACGGCACCGUGCUGCUGGCGCAGGGGCUGCCCCCGGGCGCCCGUCUCUACACCGUGGAGGGGAACCCCCAGCACGCCGCCGUGGCCGAGAAGGUCAUCCGCCUGGCCGGCUUCGACGAGCACACGGUGGAGCUCAUCGUGGGCCCCUCGGAGGAGGUGAUCCCCCAACUGCGGGAGAAGCACGGCCUGAUGAAGGCCGACUUCGUCUUCAUGGAUCACUGGAAGCGCUGCUACCUGCGGGACCUGCGGCUGCUGGAGAGCCACCAGCUGCUGGCUGAGGGGGCCACCAUCCUGGCCGACAACGUCCUCUUCCCUGGGGCGCCCCACUUCCUGCAGUACGCCAAGACCUGCGGCAGGUACCGCUGCAGGGUGCACCGGGCCAGCCUGGAGUACUUCCGCGCCAUCCCCGAUGGCGUGGCCGAGCUCCGCUACACCGGCGCCCGCUGACCGGGCCACGAGCUCCCGCCCCGCGCUGCCACGGGCACCGACGGCAACGCUGGCUGCAACACGGGCUCUGCAGGAAAUGUGCUGGCUGCUGUGGUCUGUGGGGGGGUGCUGGGGGAAACUCGCUCCCCGAGUGGCUCCUGCCCGCGCUGCUUCCCCAUGUCCCUGCAGGGAGCU